AUGGGGCUGGAUCUUUUGACACAGCUUGGGCUCACCAUCCACCAAGCGACGGGCAAGGUGUUUGCUGUAGAACACGGGCCUGUUACAACUCAGCUCUGUGUUCUGCCAGCCAUUAAGGGUUAUCAGCACAAGAUCGUAUUCAAGGCCGACGCUAUCCCAGUUCGUCACAAGCUGCGGAGGCCCCCUGUCUCAGUUAGAGAAGUGUCGACAGAACUACAAAACUUGGUUGAACAGGGAGUUAUCGAACACAUCGAUGCAUCGGAGUGGGUGAGCCCAGUGGUGAUCUCGCACAAGAAGUGUGGUAAGAUUCAGUUGUGUGUUGACCUCCGGGGACCUAACAGCCAGCUGGUGUUGGAGGUGCAUCCUCUCCCUAUGACAGCAGAGCUACACACCAAGCUGCAUGGAGUUGUUUUCAGCCAGAUAGACUUAAAGUCUGCCUACCAUAAGCUUGUAUUCGAGAAGGCUUCCCAUCCCAUAACAGCUUUUAUCACUCACAAAGGUCUUUUUCAGUUCAAGAAGGUUCCAUUCGGGUUGGCAUCGGCGGCAGCGGCAUUCCAGAAGCUGGUUGACAGGCUGCUAGCAGGCAUCCCCGGCUGCCAACACUACUUGGACGACAUUGUGUGUACUGGAUGGACACAAAAGGAGCACGACGAAUGCUUGAGGUUGGUAAUGAAGAGAUUGUCAGACGCACAGGUAACUGUCAACGUAGAAAAAUCUGUAUUUUCUAAGAGAGAGAGAUUGAUUUCUGUGGGUACCGAGCAUCGGGAGAGGGAAUUUCUCCACUCCAUUCUCACAAGCGGGCUGUCAUGGAUGCAUCGCCUCCUACCAACAUUAAGGAAUUGA
Messenger RNA from Scylla paramamosain (green mud crab), 843 nucleotides. RefSeq lists its product as uncharacterized. The record is from RefSeq and is a predicted model, not a curated record. The transcript has a single exon. The coding region runs from base 1 to 843 and encodes 280 amino acids. NCBI's taxonomy places the organism in Eukaryota, Metazoa, Arthropoda, Malacostraca, Decapoda, Portunidae.